Messenger RNA from Eublepharis macularius, 1493 nucleotides. RefSeq names its product adaptor related protein complex 5 subunit sigma 1 (gene AP5S1). Gene Ontology annotation, cellular component: AP-type membrane coat adaptor complex; lysosome; cytosol. Gene Ontology annotation, biological process: endosomal transport; double-strand break repair via homologous recombination. NCBI's taxonomy places the organism in Eukaryota, Metazoa, Chordata, Lepidosauria, Squamata, Eublepharidae. The coding region runs from base 302 to 889 and encodes 195 amino acids. The record is from RefSeq and is a predicted model, not a curated record. The transcript is spliced from 3 exons.
AACAGCGGGGCUGGUGAGAGGGAAGGCUUUAGCCAUGUAUCCUUUUGGGGAGCAAUGGAUGUCUUCAGCUGUUGGUUGGCAGGCAGAAAUCAACAGGUGAAGCUCUGCAGCAGCAGUGCAGUGAUCCGGAAAGGUGCUUUGUUGAACUUCGGCCUGCUUUGCAUCACUGGCCGUUUUCACACGUCUUACUGCGCAAAAUCGUGCAAAACUCCCGGAAUGACGGCGUCUUCCUGGCGCGAUUACCCAUCAUGACUCCGUGCCACAAACCCGCUGCCCCUUCCGUCGCAACCCGCCUGCCUCCAUGGUCCACGCGUUCUUGAUCCACACCAUUCGCUGCCGGCCAGGAGAUGAGGCGGGGCACUGCCGAGUGCUCUAUUCAAGGGUGUUCGGUCCUGAAAGACUGGAUGACGGCGGAUACCAGGAUGUUGAGAAGGAGCGGCUGGGCAGGAAGGAACAGAUCCUGGCUGUAGCAAGGCAAGCAGAGUCGGCGUGCAAAUUACAUCAACAGGCCUCUGGGAAGCCCCACCCUGAGCACCUCAUCCAGCUGCCUGAUGAACCCAUUUCUCUACAGGAUGCUCCCUCGGGGGUCUUCCGUCUCCCUCCGGGGGACCCCUUCUGCGAGAGCAAGACUGUGCUCUGGCUGGGUGUCCAGUGCCUAGGCUUUGCUCUGGUCUGCGACCUGCACGAGAACCUGAUGCUUGCCGAGAGCAACCUGCGGCUGCUCGUGAAGGGGCUGCUGGAACACCUCAAGCUGCUGAGCUCGGGGAGUGAUGUAGUACUCAAGGCCGACAAGACCGAAGUCCUCCUCGAGAAGUUCCUGCCGCACGGCCAGCUGCGCUUCCUGAAUGAGCAGUUUGUGCUGAGCCUGGAGAAGGAGGUGGCUAAAUAGAAGGGCUGGGCACCCAACUGAAUGCUCGCCUGGGCUGAGCGGGAGCCUCGCUGGUGGCGUCUGUAGCCAGGGGCCGGCAGUUGGCUUCUGUGUCACGCUCUGCAGCACCAUGAUGGUGUGAUACAAAAACUUUGGAGGGGAGGAAAGGAGGUAAUUCAGCAGGCACUCGUCGCCUCCUUCUGCAACCCAAAUACUAGUCUGUUCCCUGUCUCCUCACUACAUAACCCCAUCCUGUCCUGCCUGUUAAAAACAGCUUUGCAACAGCGAAUUUUGUGUGUUCAAAGUAUUUCCCUUACACAGUCAAUGUUUACAACCAUCCUGCAUGCAGGUGUGUUGCCGAGGUGCAAUGGUUCUUUUACAUUUGAGGUUACUUGAUUGGCCCAAAAGGAGAUGGGGUGGUGGUUCCUGGGAAUAUUUCCAAACAGGUAAGAGAGUGAAAGUGUCCAGGUAAGGAGAAUGUGUAUCCCAAGGCUUUUCUGGUUACCUCCUGAACUGAUGUUGUGGCAGCCAAUCCCAAAUAGUCCAGUUACAUUAUUGUGAAAGUCUAACAUUUUUGUUGGAAAGGGAAAUACGGCAAGAUCCUUUCAUAAUAAAGGAAAAGUCU